This is a messenger RNA of Rodentolepis nana, 1332 nucleotides long. The record is from the annotation of a GenBank genome assembly. Lineage: Eukaryota; Metazoa; Platyhelminthes; Cestoda; Cyclophyllidea; Hymenolepididae.
AUGAUUUUUCAUUUCAUUUUCUGGAAAAAGAAUCUUCAAAAUCCGCCAAUUGGGAAUACAGGUAGCAGCAGUGUCAAUAUGGCUAAAUGGCGAAGUACAGGAAAUCUCAUGGCAGAAACUGCGUCAAUAGGAACCUAUGGUCGAUCGCAGGAAAAUCUUGCAAAUAGUACAGACGAAAUUGUCUUCCCCAUAUCAACUGAUACCAAAGCCAAAGGCAAAUCUACAACUAAGAAGAAGACAAAGUCACUAAAGUCUAACGGAAAUAAAAAGAAACAAAAGCUAUCGGAUUCAGCAAUGGUCGAGCAAUCUGUGAUGCGAACAGCAUCUCUCCCCAACUUUCUGGGAGAUACCGAACCUUUCAUGAACCAGAAUCGUAUAAACCUUCAAUCUGAAUUUUUGACUGUAAACCUUCGACAUGCGAAUCUACCUGACCAAAACCAGAACAUUCAGUCAAAUGUCCUGGAAACCACAAGCCAAAUAAUUCAACGCAUCUUAGGUUCCUAUGGUCGCCUCCAGCAUAUGGAAUACUAUAGUCUCGAACAAUUCAACCAACCUCCUAAUGGUGAAAGUCUUCCGUAUAAUAUUCCACCACAUCGGGUAUUGCGACCUGAUGAACGACCACUGCACAUUCUGCGAAAUAUUCAAGCAAAAUUCCCGAGGAUUAGGUCACAAUUCCAUCUUUUUCUACACCAAGACGAGAAUAUAUCAUUACAGGAGGAAUUAAUAUCAACUCAGCCAGAUUACGUUAAUAUAACCGUUAGGAAACAGGCACCUCAGUUAGUUGAAGUUAAUCCCAACGGAACAGCAAAAACUGGGCGUGUUUUGAGGUUCAAUUUAAGCAGUUUGGUGGGAGAGAACGGUGAAGGGAAUAAAAACGGAGCUCCAGUGAAAGUUGGAUCUCAAUUUAACUCGGUGGGACCUCCUCCAAAUAUUGUCCUUAGUGCUAAUCGAUUUCCCGAUAUUCGUCCGGUUCAUUGCACUCUUCUUCCUGCUUCAUCAAAUGUUGACGGUGGCAGCGAGAAGAAUAUGGGAGGUUCCAUUUUAAUUUCCCCAGCUCUUGAUAUAACACUGCGACCACCUGGUCCCACAGCAAUCUAUCUUGACGGGAAAAAGGUUGUUAGGCUAACACCACUUCGUCAUGGGUGUAUUCUACAGUUGGGCCGAUCACUAUUCUUGAAAUUCCUUGAACAAGGAGCCUCAUUGGAAACGGCAAAGCCUGUUCAAGAGAGAAUGCCCAAAGGCUCUAUGCCUGAUUUGUCCUAUCAAGGUGUUUAUAAGGAGAGAAACCGAUCUUCUUCGGUAAGUUACCGUGUCGAUUUUUGCGCAAUUUGA